This is a messenger RNA of Danio rerio (zebrafish), 933 nucleotides long. RefSeq names its product odorant receptor, family H, subfamily 137, member 9 (gene or137-9). The record is from RefSeq and is marked validated. Lineage: Eukaryota; Metazoa; Chordata; Actinopteri; Cypriniformes; Danionidae. Gene Ontology annotation, biological process: G protein-coupled receptor signaling pathway; signal transduction. Gene Ontology annotation, molecular function: G protein-coupled receptor activity. Gene Ontology annotation, cellular component: membrane.
AUGAACUCCACUAUGCUUCAGGUUAAUGCACAAGACAGAUUCAGGGAUGCUUGGGUUAGAAAUUUCAUUGUUGUUAUCUUUGGAAUCACAAUUAACUCCAUCAAUGGCGUGUUUGUGUUUACAUUCUUUAAGAAUUCAGUUUUCUACAAUGAUCCAAGAUAUAUUCUAUAUAUUCACUUGGUUAUCAAUGAUAUGCUCAUGGUUUUUGUAAGUGUGUCUCUUUCUGUGAUGGCUUAUGCAUGGCGAAAUGUACCUAUCCCGUUUUGUGUUGUACUACUGAUAAUAGCUUCAAAAACUCAUAAGAACAGUGUUCUGACUUUAGCUGGCAUGUCUGUUGAGCGUUACAUUGCCAUCUGCAAACCACUGCAUCACCAUCAGAUUUGCACAGUGCGCAGGACAUACAUCCUCAUCUCUCUGAUAUGGAGUGUUGGAGUUUUACCUGGAUUGGCUGAUUUUAUUCUCCUUUCAGUUAUUGAUCCUUUUUUCUAUACUAAAGAUACUAUCUGUUCAACAUCAAGGCUUUAUAACACACCUUACCAUGAAGAACUUAGCAAAUAUAUGACUGGCAUUUAUUCAUCUGGUGUUUGGUUAAUACUCAUAUACACAUACUGUCGAGUGUUGAUCACAGCCAGAAAGGCCUCCACAGAUAAAUCCUCAGCAAAAAAAGCCCAAAGCACCAUCCUGCUACACGGAGCACAGCUUCUACUGUGUAUGCUGUCCUACAUUACUGGCUACCUAGAACUGAUGUAUGCUCAACUGUUACCAGCCGAUCGGUCAAUAUUGCUCUUCUGUAAUUACCUUCUGACAAAUUUACUACCGCGACUGCUCACCCCACUGAUUUACGGUGUUCGAGAUAAAGUGUUUUAUAGUCACAUGAAAGGCAUUGUUGCAUGUAAAUUAGUUAUUGUAAAGGUUGAAUCAACCAAACAAUAA